Molecule: messenger RNA, 2757 nt
Organism: Coffea arabica (coffee)
Lineage: Eukaryota; Viridiplantae; Streptophyta; Magnoliopsida; Gentianales; Rubiaceae
Source: RefSeq, a predicted model, not a curated record
AACUCAUUUAAUUUAGAAAACUAUAAAAGAUAGAAGUUUAAAGUUUUAGAUUUUGAUGAGUGCAAAGUUUCCUACUCUUUGGCCUUUACAUACUUUUUGUGCUUCGUCUCAAAGAACCUCUUCUUAUAGAAAACCAUAUAAAGGAAAGAAUCCAUGAGUAGUAGACAUACUCUUAAAUCCCUUGUGUUGAUACCGUUAUUUGUCUUGGUAACCUGUAAUGCAUUUGAAGAUUUUCUUCAUUGCAUAUCCACCAGUUCCAAAGAAAACAUUGGCAAAUAUGUUCACAAGCCUAAUUCUCCAGAGUACUCAUCACUCCUGAAAUAUGCCCAAAAGAUUUCAAGAUGGUCAAAUUCAACAUCUGCGUUCCCUCUUUUUAUCGUCACACCAUAUCAUGAGGCCCAAAUAAGAGCCAUUAUUCUUUGCAGCAAAAAGCUUGGUUUACAAAUCAGAGUCAAGAGUGGGGGACAUGACUAUGAAGGCCUCUCAUACCGCUGUCGAUCCCCGUUCAUCAUGAUUGAUCUAUGCAAUCUCAAAUCCAUUAACAUUGAUCUGGUAAGUGAAACUGCCUGGAUUCAGACUGGGGUAACUCUAGGCCAACUUUACUACGCAAUUGCUCAAAAAAGUAAAACCCAUGCAUUUGCUGGUGGCCUAUGUCCUACAGUUGGAUCAGGUGGGCACAUAAGUGGUGGAGGCGUGGGGACUUUGUUAAGAAAGUAUGGUCUUGCUGCUGAUAACGUUGUAGAUGCAAGAGUUAUGGAUGCCAAUGGACAAAUUCUUGACAAGAGAAAAAUGGGCGAAGAUUUGUUUUGGGCUAUAAGGGGAGGUGGAGGAGCAAGUUUUGGGGUAAUACUUGCAUGGAAACUCAAGCUAUCUCGUGUUCCUGAGCAGGUUACAGCUUUCACAGUUCGUAGAAAGCUUAAUCGUGGCAAUAUAAAAUUGAUCCAGAGAUGGCAAAAUAUUGCCCAUCAAUUUCCUGAAGAUAUUUUCGUGAGAAUGAUCCUUCAAAAUCCAGCACCAGUUAUAAAAGGAGGAGAAAAGAUUGUUCAAAUUUCCUUUCAAGGUUUGUAUCUUGGGACGGCUGAUAAGCUUGUUACUUUAUCAAGCCGAUACUUGCCGGAAUUUGGGAUAAAGGUUAGAGAUUGCUUUCAAGAUCCCAUUGAAAUUAAAAAUUGCAAAAGGAAACCUUGCAUCAAGAAAGAAUGCUAUCAAGUUCCGUGGAUCAAAUCAGCACUUUAUUUUGCAUCAAAAACACCUAAAAGUUCGUUGAACUAUUUGGUGAGCAAAAGUAGCGCGCCUGCUUAUUACAAGGCAAAAUCUGAUUUUGUUACACGACCAAUACCAGAUAAGGCAUGGGUAUUGCUAAAGAAAAUGUUUCUUGAAGAAGACAGUCCCAUGAUGAUAUUAGAUCCUUUUGGUGGAAGAAUGAGUCAUAUUUGCAAGUCUGAACUUCCAUUCCCACAUAGGAAUGGGACAUUGUAUAACAUACAAUACUUGGUAAAGUGGAAACACAAUAACCAAAGUGAGAGCAACAAGCAUAUUAAAUGGAUAAGAAAGCUCCAUAAGAAAAUGGAGCCAUUUGUGUCUCAAUCUCCUAGAGCUGCAUAUAUCAAUUACAGGGAUCUUGAUUUGGGGGUCAAUGGAGAGGGGUACAAGUAUGAGGAAGCAAAGACAUGGGGAGAAAUGUACUUCAAAGACAAUUUUGAAAAGUUGGCAAGGAUAAAGAGCAAGGUUGAUCCUAGCAACUUCUUCAGGAACGAACAAAGUAUUCCACUUUUAUUUUGAGGCUAAAACAGCACAAAUAUGCAUUUGCGUAGUUUGCCAACCAUGCUAAUAGCCCUUCACAGUAGAGCAGUUGCUUUUCGAAGUUUCUUUGUUAUUAGUUCGUAUGUUGUCGUCCUCCAUGAGCAGUGCAUGUGAUAGGAUGCUUGCGAAUUGGGCUCUGUUGUGCAUUUACGAGGUUGCAAGACUAAUCAAGGAUUUGGUAAAUCGGGCUUUUGAGGAAGCAUUAAAGGAUGCGCAGCUGAUAGAGAAUAUUGCACAAAAAUCCCAGGAGCAAUCGUGUCAAAGACACGGAAGAUACUUGGCAAUGGAUGGACUAAACUUGGAAAGGAAGAGAAAAAAAAAGAGGAUGCAACGUCUUACAGUUAAGCACUGGGGCUACGUUAGUCAUUGGUGUAUUUUACUUGGCAACAGAGAUGCCCUUCUCAUUUUGUCCCACUCCCACCUUCUGCUGGGAGUGGGAAAGCAAAGAAGGGUUCUAAAGGUGGUGCGGCUGCCGAUGCUCCAAAGGAAUCAACCCUUAGCAAAGAAGUCAAAUCCACCACGGUUGUUGGUGCCAAUAUUCUCAAGGAUGGAGCAGACCCGAAGAUCUUGCCAGACUCGGAGUAUCGUGAAUGGCUGUCACACCUGCUUGAUAAACGCCCGGCACUAAGUGAGCUAAGAAGGAAAGACCUGGAAACUCUUCCUUACGAGGACCUAAAACGUUUUGUCAAACUGGACAAUCGAGCAAGGAUCAAGGAAAAUAAUUCCAUCAAAGCCAAGAACUGAGGUUACUGAGCUGAGCUGCUGCUGUUUACAAAAGGUCCAUGUACCGUACUCCUGUUAGAGAUUUAAAGUCGUUCAUCUCAACAGAGGUUUCCCCUGUUGGUAGUUUGUUUGGGUUUUGCGUUUAUCCUGAUGCUGUUCAAACUUUGAUAAGGUCUGCCGGAGUAAAUAACUCUGCAAGUUACUGCAGCAAAUCUGGUUAUGACUCUUAAA